Messenger RNA from Gadus morhua (Atlantic cod), 2196 nucleotides. RefSeq names its product zinc finger protein RFP-like. The transcript has a single exon. Lineage: Eukaryota; Metazoa; Chordata; Actinopteri; Gadiformes; Gadidae. Gene Ontology annotation, molecular function: zinc ion binding; protein binding. Bases 1 to 1632 code for a protein of 543 amino acids. The record is from RefSeq and is a predicted model, not a curated record.
AUGGCCUCUGCAAACACUUUUUCAUGUUCCAUCUGUCUGGAUGUAUUCAGGAGUCCAGUUUCCACACCAUGUGGACACAACUUCUGCAGAACAUGUAUUACACAGUUCUGGGAUGAACUAGUCCAGUACAAAUGUCCUCUUUGCAACAUGCUUUUCAACACAAGACCUGAUUUACGGAUCAAUACCCUCUUAUCAGAGCUGGCCACUCAGUUUCGAACAUCGGUACGAGUAAAAGAGCAGCUUUGUGUUAAACCAGGAGAAGUUCCCUGUGACGUCUGUACUGGGACCAAGCUGAAGGCAGUGAAGUCCUGCCUAGUGUGUUCUAUCUCUUACUGCCAAACCCACCUGGAGCCACAUCAGAGAGUAGCAGGCCUGAAGAAACAUCGGCUGGUCGAGCCUACAGACCGUCUGGAAGACAUGAUGUGUAAGAAACACGACCGACUUCUGGAGCUCUUCUGCCAGACUGAACAGGUGUUUUUGUGUCAGUUCUGCACAGAGACAGACCACAGGUCCCAUCCUGUUGUACCUCUAAAUAAGGAAUAUGUAGUGAAGAAGGCCCAGCUGGGGAAGAUAGAGGCUGAAGUUCAGCAGAUGAUCCAGAAGAGACAAAAAAACAUUCAGGAGAUUAAAGACACAUUAAAAUGCAGCAAAGCAGAUGCAGACAGAGAGAUAACUGAUGGUGUGCAGGUCCUCACUGCUCUGAUGCGCUGCAUUGAAAAGUGCCAGGAUGAUCUCAAACAAAUGGUUAAAGAGAGACUGAAAUCCACAACGAAACAAGCUGAAGACCUCAUCAAAGAGCUGGAGCAGGAAAUAGAAGAUCUGACCAAUAGAAGCUCAGAGGUGAAGCAGCUCUCACACACUAAAGACCACCUCCACUUCCUCCAGGCCUUCAGAUCCCUGAAGAAUCCUCCACCCACCAGGGACUGGACGACGGUGGAGGUCCAUCCUCCGUCAUACGUAGGGACCUUGAGGAGAUCCCUGGAUCAGCUGGAGGGGAAACUGAACAUUGAGAUGAAGAAGCUGCGAGUUGCUGAACUGAAGAGGGUCCAGCAGUAUGAAGUACAUGUGACUCUGGAUCCUGAUACAGCACCAUCCCAGCUCAUCCUGUCUGAUGAUGGGAAACAAGUACAUGAUGGAGGUGUUGGAUCUCUUUGGGUUGUCAGGGAACUCCCAGACAACCCAAAGAGAUUUACAGAGUGUGUAUGUGUUCUCAUGAGGCAGAGCUUCUCCUUAGGGAGAUUUUACUUUGAGGUCCAGGUUAAAGACAAGACUCAAUGGCAUGUUGGUGUUGCCAGAGAGUCCAUCAAAAGAAAAGGCAUUAUAUAUCUGACCCCUGGGAGAGGUUGCUGGAGUAUUAAAUUCAGCAAGGAUGGGUUGUCAUUUAAUGAUAACCCUGCCAUCCGUCUCCCUCUGAGAGCUGAGCUCCAGAAGGUGGGGGUGUUUGUUGAUUAUAAUGAGGGUCUGGUCUCCUUCUAUGAUGUGGAAGCCAGGGUUCAUAUCUACUCUGCUACUGGCUGCACCUUCAGUGAGCCUCUUUAUCCACUCCUCUGUCCAUGUUUACAUGAAGAAGGUACAAACUCUGCCCCCCUGAUCAUCUCACCUGUCAAUCAAACAGACAGGGCCUUUGUUUGACAAUAAAAUAAUCAAACAACCAAAACAAUUGAUGUUGUUACCUGAAUUACAAUCUCUACAAUGUGAGAUCUGAGAUCUGAAGGACCAAUACAUUAAGCCACUAACACUGUGUACUAUAAACAAUAUUACCCAUUAUAACUUCUAAGAAUACACUACAAUGUUCAAUGUCUUUUUAUCUGAAUUGUUUUUAUACUUUUAAUGAUAAUAAUAAUAAUAUAUAAUAUUACAUAAGGAUACAUAAUGUGAAAUGUUAAGUCGAUUUUUUUAACCAAAUACACUCCUUUAUCAUUUUUGAAUCAUGUUUGACAACACAAUACAAUGUUUGUAAACUUUUGAGAUUUGAAUAAAAAUGUACUUAAAGUACAUUUUUUCUGUCAAAUAUUGUGGGUUUUCUGCUGAUGUGUGGUUGAGGCAUCCUCACCUGGCCGAGUCAGACUGAUUGGACUCUGGGGCUGAGUGAGGCGGCACACUUGUUGUCCAUUGAGUAAUCAAUGUUUCAACCACCAGGGGGUGCCCUAGUUCUGUAAACGAUGCAAACCAUUCAAAAUAAAAUCCCUGAAAAAG